UCAAAGCUUUGAAGCUUCUCACAACAAAGAAGGCCGGCCAUCAAUGGCCUACAGAAGAAGCACAACCUCCUCCAUCUUGGAGGUCUUCAGCCUGAAUCCUCUUCCAUACCCAGUUCUGCUAAUUCUAGCUGUGAUCUCAAUCUUCCUCGGCAUGUCAUGGUACUUCUCUUACGAGGAAGCUGUGGAAAGUGCCGAAGAACAAAUGGGUUUGGUCCUCUUGGUCACACCUGUAGUGUUAGUGGUCAUCGUCCGGUGGCUGUCAUCAAUGGAAAAUCCAGGCAGCCUGUUUUCCACGUCGCCGUGGGAUCAGCGCCGUCGAACCCACCAUCUCCCCUCGGAAGGGAGCUCCCCGUGGGCUGUGGCAGCUUUGAUUGUGCUGUUGCUUGUUAUGGUGCAAUUCCGGUCUAUCUUCAUUGAUAGCUGGUCAGUUUAGAUAUGAUUAUCAUUAUUUUUUUUUUUUAAGACAUAGGCUUUGAGUUUUGUUAGGGGAAAUACAGGUUAAUCAUGACAAUUAUGCAUUAUUGUACAUAGUAAAGGAUGAUGCCUUGUAAUUGGCUUGGUUUUCUGUUUGAUAUAGAUAAUAUAUAUAUAUGGGUCAUAUUUAAGAA
Molecule: messenger RNA, 608 nt
Organism: Alnus glutinosa
Lineage: Eukaryota; Viridiplantae; Streptophyta; Magnoliopsida; Fagales; Betulaceae
Exons: 1
Coding region: 44-433 (129 amino acids)
Source: RefSeq, a predicted model, not a curated record